Penicillium chermesinum is the source of this 555-nucleotide messenger RNA. RefSeq lists its product as uncharacterized. The record is from RefSeq and is a predicted model, not a curated record. NCBI's taxonomy places the organism in Eukaryota, Fungi, Ascomycota, Eurotiomycetes, Eurotiales, Aspergillaceae. Bases 1 to 555 code for a protein of 184 amino acids. The transcript has a single exon.
AUGCAGAUCAUUGCAAUCUCCGAAAUCCCAACAACACAGGCCAGCCAUAUUAUUCGCAAGGGCGGCACAAUGCGCCAGGCGUUGCUCUCCGCAAGCGAACCCGAUGGGCUGAACUUUCGUUUCAUCCGAAGCCAAUAUCAAAGCGGAGACGCAGCUUUCGAGUCACCAAGGCAUCAUCAUGCGUUUCAACAGGUUCGUUUCACCGAGUCUGGAAUAGUUAACUAUGCGCCUGGUCGCUAUAUCCCCGAGGGUGACCUUGCAUAUUUCCCCCGUGGUGCUUUUUACGGCCCCCAGCGCAAGGACCAAGGGGUGGGCCUCUUGCUUCAAUUCGGAUUCCAUGGAGAGCACCAGACUGGUCCAGAAUGGGCACGACACCGUGAAACGGCCCUCAAGAAUCUUAAUUCUAAGGGUCGUCUUGAAGGCGGCAUCUACUAUGAGAAGGACGCAGUCACUGGCCAGGAGACGAUGUGUGAUGCCGCCCAGGCGAUUUAUGAGCAACAGUAUCUGGCGCAGACAGGCAGAGAGUUCAGAAUUCCCCCCCGAGGGCUACGAUGA